Molecule: messenger RNA, 3357 nt
Organism: Sphaeramia orbicularis (orbiculate cardinalfish)
Lineage: Eukaryota; Metazoa; Chordata; Actinopteri; Kurtiformes; Apogonidae
Product: UDP-N-acetylglucosamine transferase subunit ALG13 homolog
Exons: 5
Coding region: 88-582 (164 amino acids)
Biological process (GO): dolichol-linked oligosaccharide biosynthetic process
Molecular function (GO): hexosyltransferase activity
Source: RefSeq, a predicted model, not a curated record
ACUUCAUGUGUCAGCUGGAAAAGGAUGAGGUGUCUAAAGUGGAAGCUGCAAGCCUUAUAGUAUAAAGAGUUUAAAAACUAAACAGAUAUGAAAACCGUAUUCGUGACAGUCGGAACUACGAGCUUUGAUGAGCUCAUUGAACGCAUCACGAGCUCGGACGCUCUUCAGACUUUAAAAGCUCGUGGAUAUGAGCGUCUGGUCCUUCAGGUCGGUAGAGGAUCGGUCCUCCCGACUCCCGACAGUUGUCCAAACAUCAGACUGGAGGCUUUUCGAUUUAAAGACUCCAUAGCAGACGAGAUGAAGGGAGCUGAUCUCGUCAUCAGCCACGCAGGAGCAGGAAGUUGUUUGGAGGCGCUCGGUGCAGGGAAGCCACUGCUGGUCGUAGUAAAUGACAAACUGAUGAACAACCACCAAAUGGAGCUGGCGCGACAGCUCCACGCAGACUCACACUCACUAUACUGUACAUGCAGCACCCUAACAGAAACCCUGCGGACCAUGGACCUCUCUGUUCUCCUGCCAUUCUUACCUGGACAGCCAAAAAACUUUGCUAACUUUCUAGAUAAAGCUCUUGGAGUUCAAUGAAAUUUUCUGUCAAACUGAAGGACAGUUUGUCAGAAAGUGAAGACAGACAGUGAAGAUGAAUAUCAUGUGACUGUCCAGUACAUACAUGACAUUCAGCUGUGAUCUAUUUUUAUACCCAGUGUGUAAUUAUAAAUAAUACAUGUCAUAUAUCACUGAAGUUAUGAAGUAUAUCUGUAUUUAUUCAUACAUUUUGUAAUUUUGUUUAAGUAGUCUAAUACAUGUGGGAAAAUGUUUGAGUAGUGUUUUCUUUGAGAUGGUGACAUAUGUCUUAACAUGUUAUAACUUUUAACCAGAUUCUUGAGCUGCAGAUAUGUGAGAUAAAUGACUCUACUUUUAAGUCACUGUUGAGCUGGUUCUGCUCUAAAUAUUUUACCAACAAGUUAUUUUAUCUGGAUUUGUCCUUAACCUAGAUAGUCUAGAUAAAACAAAAGGUGGAAUGUAACCGUAUACUUUUACUUUAGCUGAUAAUACUUGCAUACCUUUUCCUUUUGGUUUAUUUUUACAAUGCGGUAUUAAUACUCAUAUUCAAGGAUCUGAUUACUGAAUCCUAACUGCUUUUGGCACCACGGUGUCACUUUUAGCCUCAACAUCAUUAAAGCUGAAGCAGCCGUCAAAACUAGAGACACUGGAGCUCCUAGAAAGUUGAUCUUAUCGGGAAACAGUCAUGUUUCUAUCAACAUACCUGUAUGUGUUAACAGCCCAGACAAUGCACUUCAGCAGAUCGUAUUCACAUUUGUGAUGUAUUUAUAGUCUAGUGUGUGAGGUCUUGUUAUGACUGUUCUAUUCUUAAAAAAUACAGGUAUGAUUUAUGUUGUUUUUGUAUUGCUCUUUUAUGUCCAUCUGUGCAGUUUUUCACAGACCAUUUAUUCUUUUGUGGACGUAUUUAAUUAUAGGAAGAUCUUAAGUUGAUUUAUUUCCAUCACUGAAUUUUUAUUAAUCUCUAUAAAUCUGAGUUGUACCCGUUCUUACCAUAAGAGUGGGAUGAUGUCGAAAACAGUGGCCACCCAUAGAUCUGUCUUCACAUUAAAACCAAACUGACUGGUAUGAGCUGAGUAGGAUGAAGUGGAACGAACAGGUCAGGGGUUUUUUUAUAUUUGCCUGUAUCUUUCAAGUAUGUUAAAUGAAUGCUAAACGCUCCAGUGUCUGCUGCAACAAUCAGUGUAUAAGUCUGUUACUGAAGGUAUGCACUGUAUGUUAUCAUGGUAUAUCUCCAAAAAGUCAUAGUUUGUGCAAUUUAUUUGUCAAAACUAGUUUCUAUAUCCACAGAAAAUGCAGGAAAUUGCUGUUUUCAUAGGACAUAAAAUGUCUUUUUCCUCUUUCUUCCGAUAAAUGAUUAAGUGUUUAAAGACACAUAAAGUUGAGUUCAUAGAUGCAAGACCUUUUCAGUCCUAAAUCCCAGGAUUUUCACAAAUGAUAUACAUCAUAUUUUGUUCACAGCUGAUUAGAUUAAAUUGGGAGAUAAGGAAAUGCAAAAAACAAAUUCUAAUGCACAUAAGUCAAACUGAUUUUUUUCCAAAUACAAUAUUAUCUUUGUAUCAUCUGAAAUGCAAAAUAAUAGUCUUGACUUUCUUUUAUUUCAUUGUGUGGAUGCUGGUUAUUUCUUUUGCUCUGUUCAGUAAAUUCCAAUUGCUCCUCCAACUUGAGGAGCAAUCCCUUCGUCAAUGCUGACCUAAGGUUGAUGAUUCAUCAUUUCACUGAGUUUACAGUUUCUUCACUUAAGAAGGUUUUGUUAAACAGGAAAUGAUGAGUGAAAGGCAGCACGUAGUCAGCUUCUACUGUUCAAACUCUGAACAGUGUUUAGAGUCAGAGGAGGAAAUAUUUUUGGCCACUGUCUGUAAAAGCUGAAGUCACUUUGGUUCAUUUUCAUACUAGAAACCUGUCAAGUGAGGUGUCGAAGAGAGUUUCACCAGUCUUUAUUUUACUGCACAUGUUUGCCUUAUGCUGUAUUCAUGUAUUUUUUGAGGUUUAUGAAGACUACUGUAAAUGUCAAAUAUCAUGUUAAGUAAAAGGGUUAGUCCAGGAAGACAGGCAGACUUCCCUUUGGGAAAGCACCAUCUUUUUUUUUUGUAGAAAAAGAUUUACGCUCUGUCACGGGAAAUUUGUGAAGACAGAUGGCUUUGUUCUCUUUUUUCUUUAUGCAGAUGUUUCACAGCUGACACCAGGAAUAUAUCUGUGAACAAGAAGUGUAAUGUAAUAUUCACUCUCCUGUUAUAUCAGACAGCUGUUGUUUCAUAUUAUCACCAAUAGGGAAGUGUUUUUAUCUUGUGAAAGUUCCUGAUAUGUUUACAUUAAAAUCAAGUAAUUUUUAUUAUUUCUGUUUUUUUGUAGCUCCAGUCAGAUUUAAUAAGGACACAAAAUAUCAAUAAGUUAUUUGCAGUUUUUGAAAGAAGCAUUUGUGUAAUUUAAGUAAAAGCAUUAAAACAACAGUGCACAAAUACUCCACCACAAGUACAUGAUCUGCAAUGAGGAGUGAAAUAAAGUUUUACCAGCAAAAUGUACUAAAAAAUGAAAAAUACAAUUUUUCAACAUUAUAAGAUCAUUUUUGAUCAGUUGAAGCUGCUGUAUUACAGUGUGUAACAUUUUAAUGCUGUAGAUAUUUACUAUUUUCAAAACAUGUUUGUUUAAUCUACAGCGAUGCAUCAUAUUCUAUGAAGUCAUCAUAUAUUUGUAGCAUUGCUGCCCUCCUAGAAUGAUGUGUCUCCAAAAAGUGAGGUUUCAAAGAACAUAUUUAGCUUCAAAACUAUUUUCUCAACCGAUAAAUAAUAUCUUUCUUCA